AUUGAAGUAUCAAGUAGCAUUGGCAAAAGAAAGCACAGGAGAUUCUGAAAGCAGAGCAAUAUGGAGGUCGACUGCCAGAACAAGUCGAGAGGAAGGAUAUUGUAGUGAUAUUGGUUGGUGCACCUGGUAGUGGCAAGUCUACCUUCUGCGAAGACGUCAUGAGAACUGCACACCGUCCCUGGGUUCGAAUCUGCCAGGACACCAUUGCAAAUGGCAAAGCUGGAACAAAAUCCCAGUGCUUAAAGAGUGCAGCUGAUGCAUUGCGUAAUGGAAAAAGUGUAUUUAUUGAUAGAUGCAAUUUAGAAAGAGAACAGCGUUCUGACUUUGUGAAGCUUGGUGGGCCCCAAGUGGAUGUACAUGCUGUAGUGCUUGAUCUUCCUGCUAAGCUUUGUAUAUCUCGGUCAGUAAAACGCUCUGGACAUGAAGGAAACCUGCAAGGUGGAAAAGCUGCUGCAGUUGUAAAUAGAAUGUUACAGAAGAAAGAAUUACCCAAGCUGGGUGAAGGUUUCUCUAGAAUCACAUUUUGUCAGAAUGAAGGUGAUGUACAAAAUGUUGUUAAUACAUAUAGUGCACUUGGUCCCUCAGAUACCCUUCCUUCGGGCUGUUUUGGUCAGAAAAAUCCUGAUGCAAAAAUCCAACUUGGCAUAAUGAAGUUUCUAAAGAAAGUAGAUGCCCCCGAUACUGUUGGACCUGAUGUGCAGACUUGUGUUUCAAAACAAGAUACAAGUGAAAAACUUCCCUCCCAAAAAGAAACUGAAAAUGUUAAGUUAUCAUCAUGUAAGGCCAGUGAAGUAACAGAAGGUGGAGAUUUUCCCAGGAAGGCAUCUGAUGUUCCUACUUUAGCAUUUCCAUCUAUUUCAACCUCAGAUUUUCAAUUCAAUCAUGAGAAGGCAUCUGAUAUCAUUGUUGAGAAAGUUAAGGGGUUCUUGGAUGAGGUUGGUAAUGUCAGGCUAGUACUUGUAGAUCUGUCUCAUGGUUCAAAGAUUUUAUCAUUGGUUAGGAACAAAGCUGCACAGAAGAAUAUUGAUUCCAACAAAUUCUUCACGGUCGUAGGAGAUAUAACUCGACUUUAUACAGGAGCAGGUUUACGCUGCAAUGUGAUUGCUAAUGCUGCCAACUGGAGAUUGAAGCCUGGAGGUGGAGGAGUGAAUGCAGCCAUAUUCAGUGCAGCAGGUCCAGACCUAGAAAUUGCAACCAAGGAUCGAGCUGGAUCUAUUAGCCCUGGGAGUGCUGUGGUUGUCCCUCUUCCUUCAACUUCUCCUUUGUAUAAAAGAGAAGGGGUGACCCAUGUCAUACAUGUUCUUGGACCUAACAUGAAUCCACAAAGACCAAAUUGUUUAGGCAAUGACUACAUCAAGGGCUGCAAGAUUCUCAGCGAGGCUUAUUCAUCACUUUUUGAAGGUUUUGCAUCAAUUGUGAGGAACCAAACAAAAACAGUGGUGAGUGACAAAAAAUUUAGGUCAACUUCCUCAGAGUUGCAUGAGAAUCUCCUUGAGAGAAGCCUUACUGAUCAUUAUAAUAUUGAUCAAAAGGUUAAACGAGGGGGUAAUUAUGGAUCUGAAAGCAACAAGAAGUGCAAAGGACUUCGAGAAGAACCUUUAGUACAUAUGAUGUCAGAAUURGAUGAAAAAGCAAUCCUGUCUGUUUCAACAGAUACUAUGGAGAAGGAAGGGCUGGAGCAUGACAAAGUUGGUGGGAACAAGGUUUGGGGUACAUGGGCUCAAGCUCUUUACCAUAUUGCCAUGCAUCCUGAAAAGCACAAAAAUGAUUUGAUUGAGAUAUCUGAUGAUGUUGUUGUGCUGAAUGACCUUUAUCCCAAGGCACAAAAGCACCUUCUGGUGUUAGCGAGAUUGGAUGGUCUUGAUCGUCUGGCAGAUGUACAGAAAGAACACCUUUCUUUAUUAAGAACAAUGCAUUCUGUGGGUAUCAAGUGGGCCAAGAAAUUUUUAUCUGAUGAUGCUUCAUUGAUCUUCCGGCUUGGAUACCAUUCGGCACCAUCAAUGCGACAGCUGCACCUUCAUGUUAUUAGCCAGGAUUUUAAUUCAAUACACCUAAAGAACAAGAAGCAUUGGAAUUCAUUUAACACUGCUUUCUUUCGUGAUUCUGUUGAUGUAAUUGAGGAAAUUGAUGAACAUGGGAAAGCAACAUUAAAUGAUGAGAGAAUGUUGUCAAUGGAGUUACGUUGCCAUAGAUGCAGGAGUGCACAUCCUAACAUACCUCGCCUCAAAUCACAUAUCAGUAAUUGUCAAGCCAACUUUCCUAUCACCCUGCUCCAAAAUGAUCGCCUUGUAAUUGCACCUAAUGGAGCUGUCAAUGAAGCGUAAGUAUGUACAGGUUAUUCGCCAAACAUUUUGCUGCAUAUAUGUUGAUUGAAACUGGUUUCAGUACUUGAACAAAGUUAAUCCUCUAUUUGGGCCUUUGCUUGCAUUCUUUUGUUUAUCGUAUGAGUUUAUUUUCGGA
This is a messenger RNA of Nelumbo nucifera (sacred lotus), 2460 nucleotides long. Lineage: Eukaryota; Viridiplantae; Streptophyta; Magnoliopsida; Proteales; Nelumbonaceae. The record is from RefSeq and is a predicted model, not a curated record.